AUGGUGGAUAUAGAUAAAGAACCUAUAUCAAACGAAAAUAAUAUUAAAUAUUUAAAAGUGUAUUCUAAUAUAUUAUUUAAAUAUACAGAAGCACAAGAGAAGAAAAAAGAAUACAUUGAUGUAGCUUUAUUGGGAGAUAAUAUAAAAGAGGAAAAGAGAUUUUUUAAAUUAAUAAAUAUUGAUAUUAUAUUAAUAAUUUUAUGGUUCUUUGUGCUUUACAGUUUUUCAUAUAAUAUAGUAGAAGUACGAAAUUUCCAAAAUGAUUUAUAUAAUAAUAUAAAUGAGUCUACAUUUUAUUCUGAAACUUUUUAUAAAUCAUUGAGUGAUAAUAUAAAAAAAAUUAAUAAUGAUUAUUCAUAUGAAUCUAGAAAAAAGGAUUAUACAACAUUUAAAAAUAUAAAUAAUAAAUUUGAAUUAGCUUCAUGGAUAAAAAAUGAAUUUGUUAAAAAUGUAUCUUAUGAAAAAUAUUUCAAUAAUAAUAUUAUAUUUGGAAAUUGUUGGAGAAUAACUAUGAGAUUAUAUAAUAAUAAUAAUAAUAAUAGUAAUGAUUCAUUAAUAAAAAAAUUUUAUAAUAAAAAAAAAUUAUAUGAAAUAUAUUCAGAUACUAAUUUUUUAAAGGAAAUAGAAAAUAAGCAAAAUAUUAGUUAUCCUUAUUUUGAUAAAAAAUGGAAUUAUAACUUUUCAUAUGAAAAAUCAUAUAAAAAGAUUGGAGGAUUAUAUCAAAUAAUAUGUGAAAAUGAUUAUAAUAAAAUUCAAGAAAUGUUAUCUCAAGAUAGUUUUUAUACAACAUCAUAUCCAUAUUUUAUACCAGCUGUUAUAUUAACAAAUUAUAAUAUAGCUACAGUUACAUUAGAUUAUUUAUUAUAUAAUCCUAUAUUAAAUCUCAUAUCUUAUAAUGCUUUAAAAUUUUCUUUCUUACCUAAUACUAAAACAUAUAAAGAAAUAGUUACAUUGUCAGCUUCAUGUAAUCAAAUCAAUUGGUAUUUCGUUGUUUCGUUUUUUGUAUUUCUUUGUAUAUUUAUUAUGUAUAUAUUAAAAGAUGUGAGAACUUAUUUCCUGGUCGGUUUUAAUUUGUAUGUGAAAAUGUAUAGUUGCAAAUUUAUGAGCAUAGUGUGUGUCUUAUUAAAUAUGUUAAGCCUAGGUAUUUAUCUUCUAUUUCAAUAUAAGGUACCCAAUUUAAAUGCUACAUAUGAAAAUGGGAAAUAUAAAAUAGAUUCCUUAUAUGCUAAUGCAAACUCAGAAAGUAUUGUAAAUAUGUUUUACGAUAUUGAACGAGUUAUAUUGUAUAUAGAAUGGACAAAAUAUAUUUUUAUAUUUACAUGUUUCAUAACAUUUAUAUUUUCAUAUUAUUUAAUUAUAAAAAAUUAUGGUUUGUUAAUAAAAAAAUAUAAUAAUGUUGAGAAGUAUAUUAAAAAGGAUUUCUUGUAUCCUUGCUCUAUUUUAUUAAUCUUUGUUUUCAUAUAUUUAUGUAUAGUUUCAAUGUAUCGUUAUGAGGUCUUUAAUAUUUUUGAAAAUGAAAAUUGUAAUAUGCUUUAUGCUUAUAUUUUAAAUAUAUGUUUAGUUUUUGCAAACUUUCAAGGAUUUAAUAUAUCAUCAAUAAUAAAUACAGAGGGAAAUAAUUUAUCUUAUUUUUAUUUCAUCCCAACACUUUUUUUUAUAUUCACGAUUAUUUUUUCUUUUAUCUUUUUUUUGGCCAUAAAAUCAUACAUUAAGAGAAAUAAGAAAAUGUACAAAUGGUAUAUGCGUCAUUUUAAAGAAAACAGAACGCUAAGUAAAGAUAAUAACACGGAAAAGGGAAUAAAAAUUCAAGCAUAUAAGAAAAGAAAGUCAAUUUACAACAAAAAUAAUGAGUAUAAUAAAAGUGAACGAACGAUAGAAACUAAUAUAUGUAAUGAUGAUAGAAGUCAAAACGAAAUAGAAAAAGAAAAAGAAAAAGAAAAAAUAGAAAAAAAUGAAAAUGAGAAACAAGGUGAAGCACAAAAAGAAAAUAUAAAAGAUGAAUAUAUAAAAGAUGAAUAUAUAAAAGAUGAAUAUAUACAAGAUCAAAAUAUGCAAGAUCAAAAUAUGCAAGAUCAAAAUAUACACGAUCAACAUAUGCACAAUAGAAAGGGUAACAAUAAAAACAUUUAUUAUAUUAAGAGUCAUCAUAAAAACAUACACAAUAAUAAUACAGUUGAUUACAAUUCCGAGGAAGAUGGCAAUAGCAAAUCCAAACUCAGCAAAGAUUUACCCUUAUCAGAUUUAAAGGAAGAUUCAAUAAAAAAUAAUAACAGUAAUACUUCAAAAAAUUCAUAUGACAAUUCAGAAGAAAAUAAUAUAAGAAAUGUUGAAUAUAUGAACGAAGAAGAUGGAAGUGAAUGUUACAAUUUUUCUUUAAAUAAUUCAAGUGAUUGUGAAAUAAAUGUAGACAAUAUAGUUAAAGAAUUAAAUUAUAAAGAUAUGAUAAAAUUAGGGAAGAAAUCGAAUACUAAUAAAGAGGUUUAUUCUUCCAAUAUGAUGGAGGAAAAUGAAGAAAAUAUUUUCCAAAUUGAAAAAUUUAUAAAUAUAUUUUUUAACUUGAGAAAUCGAUUUUUACCUUUUUCUUAUAAUGUAAAAAAAUAUAUUUUAAAGGAGUAUAAUAAAAAAACGAAGAAUAAAAAAAGUGAGAAAUUGAUGUGUUAUUUUUAUAUAUUUAUAGGCUUAUUACUAUUUUGUAGUUUAUUCAUUAUAAAUAAUUUUAAGAAAAUAAGUGAAACAGAAAAUUUGUUAAAAUAUCAAAUUGAAAAUGUAAGUUUCUUGAGUAGUGAUAAAUUAUUCACGAAUAUGAAAUUUUAUCACGAAAAUAAAAGUGUAAAUGUUAGUAUUAAUAAUGAAUAUUUAAAUUUCCAUAAAAUAAAAAACAAAAAUGAUAUUAUAAAAUGGAUAAAAAAUUGUUUUACUGUAUAUUUAGAAAAUGGUACAGAUUUAUUUGGUAACAAUGCUAUAUAUCAUAAUUCAUAUAAAUGGAUAGAAAUAUAUGACUUAUUAUAUGGUAAAAUAUAUAUACGUAUGACAUCAAGAGAAGAAAUAAAUAUAAGUGAUAAUAAUAAUAAUAAUAAUAAUAAUAUAAUAUGUAAUAAUAGACAAGAUAAAUGUUAUGCAUAUAUAAGAAAUGAAAAAAAUAUAUUGAAAAAUAAUUUAAAUGAUAUUUUAUCACUUAUUGAUGAUUCUAUAAAAGAAUUAGAAAUAUCAUUUAUUUUAUCUGAUGUGGAUGAUCAUCAUAAUAUAUUUGUAAAAAUAAAUUUUCAUUUUACUUCUACUGGUUAUAUAUCAAAAUAUAUACAGUUUGAUCAUUUAUUUUUUAAUUCUUUUAAUAUAUAUCAGUUUAUUGGUGUAGUCGUAAAUUUUCUCUAUCUUAUUAUAUUAUUAUCUUUAUUAAUAGUUAUAUAUAAGUAUUAUUAUACAAAUUUUUUUUAUUUUUAUAACUUAUGCGUUAGUUCCUUGAAAGGUACUAUUCAUUCUAAUAAUAGUAAUAUGACACAUAUUAUGAAUACACAAAUGGAGAAUUUUAUGUACAGAAAUGAUAAUAAUAGAAGGAAUUUACAAAAUAUGGACAAUGCAAAUAAUUUCAAUGUAGUAAAUAUAAAUAAUAAUAAUGAUAAUAAUAAUGAUAAUAGUAAUAGUUAUAGUUAUAGUAAUAAUAUUAUGUUCGAUAAAUAUCAGGAUAAUAACAUGAAUAAUGAGGAGAUAAAUUAUUAUGGUCCUUAUUAUAAUGAAAAUAAUUUUACUUUAAACAAUAAUUAUAUUUCUAAUAUGAACUAUCAUCCUGAUAAUUUUUAUUCCAAUGCUAAUAUUAAUAAUAAAAGAACAAAAUAUAAUUUAAGUUUGUUACUUAAAUUGAAAAUAUAUCUUACAUAUCUUUUUGAAUGUGAUAUUAUAAAAUUGUUUAUAUUUAUAUUACAUAUAUUAAUAGUCCUAUUUUGGCUAGCUUUAUGUAUAAAUAUAAAUAGAAUUUCUUAUUAUAAUGAAAUUUUAUUAGAUAGUUAUUUUGAUAUUCAUAUAAAUACCAUUUUCUUUUAUUCUAUUAUGAUUUAUAUUUUUUAUCUGUUUCUUUUUUUAACUAUUAUGAAUAUGUUUUUUUAUUUAUCCAAGUACGUUAAAAAUGAAGUUAUAUAUGAGGCUUUAUAUUAUAAUAGAUUACAGAUAUUAAAAAGUGUCUUAUUAUUAUUAUUUGUAUGUUUUCAUUUUAUUAUUUUUCAUUAUUUCUUUUAUUACGGUAUAGAUAAUUAUGAAAAUAUAACAAUAUAUGAGCAUGUGAUAUAUUCAUUUUUAAUAUUAAUAGGUAUGGUAAAAAUGGAAAUAUAUUUAAAAUAUAGUACCUUAUAUUUUUUCGUUAUUAUAUUACCUCAUUUGAUUUUCAUACGUUUCCUUUUUAUUUAUACUCUUUUUGCCCCUAUAUUAUCUAGUUACAUAAUAAUAAAAAAAAACAGAAGCAAACAAAGUAAUAAUACAGAUAAUAUUAGUAGUGAUAAAGUAUAUAAUAUUGAAAGCAAUUAUGGUGACAGCAGUAUGUAUAAUAUGGAAAAUAUGAAUACUGAUUUUAUGUACAACAUUGACAAUAAUAAUAAUAAUAAUAAUAAUAAUAAAAAUAAAAAUAAUAAUGAUAAUAAUGAUAUUAAAAAUAAUAAUAAAAAUAAUAACAAAAGAAACCUUAUAUAUAAAGAACAAAAAGAAAAUGGUACCAAUAAUCAAUAUGAUGAAGAAGAUUAUAGAGCUUUCAUAUUAACACGUUUAAGUAGUGAACAGUGGAAAGGUUUAAAAGAAGAAAUCAAAGAAUUUGCUAAAAUGGAAACAUAUAAUAUAUUGGUAUAUUUUCAAAAAUUUAAAAAUCAAAUAGAUAGUAAAAAAAUCAAUUUUAUGUCCACAAUAUUAAAAAAUGAAUAUACUUAUUUAAAUGAACAAAUAAAUAAUAUCAUAUUAGAUUUACGUAAAGUCGAAUUACAAUGGAAAUUUCAAAGCAAACUUGUUAACUCAUCUAAUGCAUAUAUAGAUAAAAUAAAUAAUCAAAUUGAUAUGACUGAAGAAGAAAUUGUUGAAAGUAAAAGUAAACUUUCUUCAUUAAAGCAGUAUUUGCAAAAAGUCCAAAUGCACCCUACAAAAGAGCGGGACGAAUGA
Molecule: messenger RNA, 5133 nt
Organism: Plasmodium reichenowi
Lineage: Eukaryota; Apicomplexa; Aconoidasida; Haemosporida; Plasmodiidae
Product: putative membrane protein
Exons: 2
Coding region: 1-5133 (1710 amino acids)
Source: RefSeq, a predicted model, not a curated record